Glycine soja is the source of this 1632-nucleotide messenger RNA. Its product is annotated as WAT1-related protein At5g40210-like. The transcript is spliced from 9 exons. Gene Ontology annotation, cellular component: plasma membrane. Gene Ontology annotation, molecular function: transmembrane transporter activity. The record is from RefSeq and is a predicted model, not a curated record. Lineage: Eukaryota; Viridiplantae; Streptophyta; Magnoliopsida; Fabales; Fabaceae. Bases 465 to 1520 code for a protein of 351 amino acids.
AACAGAUCCUAAUCCACUCUCAACUUGACUCUAAAUAAAGUCAUAGAAAAAGCUGUUGUUUUAUCACCAAGCAUCUUCUUGCGUGUAGCUAACUGUGUUCACUGGAAACUCCUCUGUCCCAAAGCAAAGCAAAACAUCAUAUUCAAAUCACAAUGAAGGAACUGGGCGUGAUCGUCAACACUGAAAAUAACACUUCCGCCACUCUCCUAUAACACCCUUUUUCCUGUGUCUUGCUUCUUGCAGUUGCAGUAAUCAGUCGCUCAAGUUUUUUGGCAUAGUUUCAGCUCAGCAAUCUCUGAUUUGGUGCCGGCCUUUUACCUUCAUACUUGCCAUCAUCUUCAGAGUGUAGACUAGCAACUAGAAAAGCACACCCUUUUUCUACUCCAAACUCAUACUGAAAACGGAUGGAUGAGAAGUACUAAGCAACUUCUUCUGCACGAGAAAUUCCUUCAUCGCCAAACACAAUGAAGGAACUGGGCGUGGUUGCAAUCCUGUUGUCAAUAGAGUUCUUUGACGUGAUUGUCUACACUGUAAGCAAAGCAGCCAUGAAGAAGGGCAUGAAUGACUUUGUGUUUGUCAUGUACUCCAAUGCCUUCGCAACUUGCCUCCUUCUUCCCAUAACUUUUAUCUUUUAUAGGAAAAGAGCUCUUCCUCCACUCACAUAUUUCAUAGUUGGCCAAUUAUUUAUUAAUGGCUUCUUAAGUUGCAGUGUUCAGAUGCUCAGGUUUUUUGGAAUAGGUUACGGCUCUCCCACUUUGGCCACUGCAAUGUCUGAUUUAAUCCCUGCUUUUACCUUCAUACUUGCCAUCGUCUUCAGGAUGGAAAUUUUGGAUUGGAAAACUAACAGUACUCGGGCCAAGUCCAUUGGCACAUUGGUAUCAAUCGCUGGAGCCUUAAUAAUUACUCUGUACAAAGGCCAGGCAGUCAUAAACAAUCAUCCAUCAAAUAAAUUGUUCCCCAAAAAACAUGUUUCAUCUGAGCAAUUUGACUGGGUAAUAGGGGCAGUGUUGCUUGCGGGUCAUAGCUUUGUUCUCUCAUUGUUGUUCAUAGUUCAGACAUGGAUAAUCAGAAAUUACCCUGCAGAGCUUGUGAUAGUGCUCACUCGCGGUACAUUAGUUGCUAUGCUAUCUAUCCCACCUUCACUGAUUUCAGUAACGGAUCCAAAAGCUUUGAGAUUAGGAUUUGAUGUGAAUUUGAUAGCUAUUGCAUUGCAAGCAAUUUUUGGUGUAUCCCUUCGAAGUAUUGUUCAUAUAUGGGUCAUGAGCAAGAAGGGCCCUCUCUAUGUUGCAAUGUUUAAGCCAAUUGGAAUCAUCUUUGCGGUCAUCAUGGGAAUUGCCUUUCUUGGUGACUCUAUCUAUCUUGGAAGUGUGCUUGGAGCAGCCAUAGUGGUUAUUGGGUUUUAUGCUGUUAUUUGGGGGAAAAGCCAAGAGCAAGCAAAGGAAGAGUGUGAAGUUUAUGAUAACUCGGAAUCAUACUCACCCGUUGUCCCUCUUUUGAAGAACAAGAGAAUGGAGGAAUAGAAUCAUAACAAUCAUUUAAUUUCUCUAGCUUUAAUAUAAAUGUCUCAUGUAAUAUUUUGAAAACAGAUUGAAUUAAUAAAAAAAAUUUAGUCGUAGUUUGGUUGAUUUGAAA